Molecule: messenger RNA, 784 nt
Organism: Hibiscus syriacus
Lineage: Eukaryota; Viridiplantae; Streptophyta; Magnoliopsida; Malvales; Malvaceae
Product: probable ubiquitin-conjugating enzyme E2 24
Exons: 3
Coding region: 55-537 (160 amino acids)
Source: RefSeq, a predicted model, not a curated record
ACACUAUUUUUGACCUGAGCAGAAACUAUCUAUGUCCGUGCAUACGAAGAAAGGAUGGAUCUACUACGAGCAGCCCUUGUCGGUGCUCCUGGAACGCCCUACCAUGACGGGCUGUUCUUUUUCGACAUUUAUCUUCCUCCGGAGUAUCCCUAUGAACCACCUUCGGUGUACUACCAAUCCGGGGGGCUACGCCUCAAUCCCAACCUGUAUGAAUCAGGGAAGGUUUGCUUAAGCCUUCUAAAUACAUGGACAAGUUCAGACACCGAGGUCUGGAAUCCCGGAAGCUCCACAAUUCUACAAAUUCUCUUGUCCCUCCAGGCUCUUGUGCUUAACGAGAAACCAUAUUCCAAUGAAGCUGGAUACAAUAAACAGUUAGGACGAGCUGAGGGGGAGACAAACUCUGUGAGCUACAACGAGAAUGUGUUCCUUGUAACCUGUCAGUCCAUGCUUUAUAUUCUGCGCAAGCCACCCAAGGUAAAAUCUUGCAGUCUAAACAUCUUUCCGGCUCCAUUCGAUGAGUUUGUAAGUAUUCUUUAAGAUAAUUUACAGCAUUUCGAGGCACUUGUCAAGGAGCAUUUCAGUAAAAAUGCUGAAACGAUCUUCUCGGCUUGCAACACAUACAUGGAAGGUGCACGAGUAGGAUGUGCUCUUGAAUGCAGUGGUAACGGGCAUGACGAACACAUCGAAGGAAGUUCGACCGGUUUCAAAAUCAUGCUGGCAAAGCUCCUUCAGAAGCUUGUGGAGGCAUUUUCGUAUCAGGGUAUCGAUUGCAGCCGGUUCCAAG